Messenger RNA from Pseudomyrmex gracilis, 3466 nucleotides. Its product is annotated as mucin-3A. The record is from RefSeq and is a predicted model, not a curated record. Lineage: Eukaryota; Metazoa; Arthropoda; Insecta; Hymenoptera; Formicidae. The transcript has 3 exons. Bases 379 to 2997 code for a protein of 872 amino acids.
CAGUUCUCUACUGCGCUCCGAGUGAAGCGGAGCUUUUCGAGAGGCAUUAUAUAUCUCUUUCACGUUCUCCCUAGCGAAGGAUCAGAUCCCUUCGAUCGGAAUUCUAUAUCGAGUCGCGCAUUCGCGAAGAGAAUCCCGAGAAAACAAAAACAGGAACAGACGCAAUCCCUCGAUCAUUUUGGGAAAAAUCCCGGGGGGGGAAACGAACAGGGGUUCGAGGGGAUGAGAAAAGGGACGACGAUGUGCGAGAGAAAACUACUGCGAGUGCUGUAGAACGAGAAGGACUUAGAGAACUGAUCUGAGUGAUACACCGGAGGAGGAACACUCGAGAGAAGUCCGGAAAAGCGUCUGCGGGAACGAGUGCGAAUAAUCGCGACAAUGUCGAAGAGAUCGACCGAGCUGGUAUCUAGGUGGCUGCUGCUGGCGGGGCUCCUGUGCCGCGCGUCUUGCCAGAGUGUGUCGUCCUCCUUCGAGAAUAAAACUGGCCAGAAUGACAGCCGGCCGCGAAUAUUCUCUCCCAAAAUGGACUACGACGAGUGGACGCCGCUGGGACGCGGCGACCCCUUGAAAAACAGUCCAACUUUUGACUACGUGCCGCCGGUUCUCGACAGAGUGCAAUACUGGCUGGAUUCGCAGCAGCAGCACACGACGGAACCAUCAUCGAAACGCGACAUCCUCGUGCUGGGCGUGACCGCGAAGAAGACCAGCCCAAAAAUACCCGAGCAGUUUCUCAAGUUUGUGGAUGGGCCCAAAUUCACACGUACCGCAAGCCAAGAUCCGACCUUGUAUAGGAACGACUUCACCGGUAGCAUCGGCGCCGAGCCGCCCAAGCUCGUGCGUACCACCAACUUCCGAAACGGCCUGGUCGAUUACAGGAACCAGAACAGACUGCAGUCGUUGCCCGCCAGUUAUUACCCAAAUCCAUAUUACAGCCAGAAAAUGAAACCGUACACCAUGAUGAUGCCGCCACCGAUGGUCCAGAAGGCUGAAACGUCCACCAGUUACGGUACGGGUACGUCCAAGGAUAAAGUGCUUGGUUACGACAUGUCUCAGCCGUUCAGUACACAGACGGAGGAAGGUCCUAUUCUUCAGGAUACGCAGUAUUACGGAGUACACUUGAAGGACUACGAGCAUUAUUCUCCCGCGUCUUCGUCGAGACCGUACCCCACGUCAAAACCAUCGUCAGAUAAAAUUGAGACUAUCAAAAGUGUAUACGUACCAUCCGCGUCGCAAAGCACCAAAUCCAGAUACGAAGCGACAACUGCGUCAACUGUGUCCUUCGAGAAAUCUAACCUGAUCUAUCAAUCGACGCAAACUCUGUCCGGUGGAUGGCUUGGCAACAACGGGCCCACAUCUUCCUCUACUGAAUUUUCGCCAGAUGUCAAUCAAGUCACUUGGAAAACCGCGGAUUACUCGAAAGAUCACUACGAAGAUCAUCAUGCCGCAGCUUCGUCCAAUCACGAGGUAGUUGUCGGUCAGAAUGCGAAUAUCAUCGUAGACGGCACCAACAAUGAAAAUGAAGAAGUGGUUGUGGGUCAGAAAGAAAUCAGCAGCGAGACAACAUCUUCAACGUCCGAGAACAUCACGCAGACGUCUCUCGCUUCUGUCACCACGGCGGAUUCCGUUGAGCAGAAAGAAGAUGAAGCUGUGACCGACGCGGAGUCUUCGCAAAAGAUGCACAUCGUGGUCGCAAACUCGCCGUCCAGCAUUAUGGACUUGGAGACGCACAAAGCGAAGAAAGGUCCGGUUGCCGUGGUAAUGCCGACGAACUACGUCGAAAAGAACACAACUUCGAGUUCGGACCCAUCGACAACGCUCCACAACAACGCUUGGGAGAAUCCCGUUACGUCUGAGAUGACGAAGACGACUCAUCAGACAUCGAAGCCUCAAUUCCAACCGAUGAGAAACGCAGUAACGAGUUUACCGAUCUCAACGGAAGAGGAUCGUCAAUCUAGUUCCUCCGUGCCGAACAGAAUAAUGCCCUCCCCGCAGCUUCCUCAUCAGUCUCUAUCAUCUUCCCCGAUGAUGCCUCCAAGACAUAUAGUAAACUCUCCGCAUAUGUUCCUCCCUCCACAAGCAGUUUCCCAGUAUAUGUUGCGCACUCAGAACAGACCAAAUCAUAUGAUGCACUUAAUCGGCAGUAUGCGUCCCGGUUUUCGGCCCUCCUCGCCGAUUUCGAUGUUCCACAUGUCGCCGCCCAUGACGCAAGUACACGCGCUACCUAUGAAGGGAGUGAUGUCACCGAAUAUGGAACAAAUUCAUCAACGACCGUCGCAGCCGUUCCCCGUGACGUUCACCAGUCCGCCGUCACCGCCGACAACUUUGAACGCACAAGCUACCGAAUCUGACGAGCAUACGUCGGUCGAUCAUACGUCUCGAUUGCCGACAACGACUGCAAAUGCAAUGACCACCUCGUCGUCAUUAGUGUCAUCAUCGGUAGAAUCGACAUCCACUAUGGACACUGUGGAUCAUCAAGAAAGCACGAGACACGAUCAUCAGUUGCCUUUGGUGAAGAUCUUCAGCACCGAGAAGACUACGCUCGUUCCAUCCUCGACAGUUCCUCCCCGAACUACAACAGCUCCGAGUUUGACCACCGAUCCGAUCUUUUCUCACUACAAACAGCCGGCCAAACCAAUCCGCGGUCCGAUGUAUCUCAUUAUUCAAGGUCACUCAAAGGUGAAGACUUAUAAACCCACAAUAAACAAGCAUGGCGUGCCAGUGGAGAACAACGAGAUUGUGGAGAGCGUGACCGAGCGUCAGCUGUCAAAGCUGGAUCAGCUGAUUCAUGAGAAUACGAAGAAUGGCAUCGUCGAUCUAGCUGCCGAAAAGAAGAAGUUGGAAGAGAAAGCGCGCGCCGAGAAACAACGUCAGUUACUGCAGCAGGAAAGCCUGAUGAGUCUGGUCGAGAGCGGCCUAAGCGGUUUUACCGUGUCACCUUCGACAAAAGACGAGCAUCGCGCGUCCAAGUCGUCGGUCACGAGCAUCGAGAUCAAUUAAAUGAUCCACCGAUCGUUCUCCUGUCGAAGAACAAAGGCAGGAUGCUGAACGCCUCGCAAAAUAGAGCGUUCCCUUAUUGCGCGGCAAAGCUAGCAGGGAUAAAUAGCGAAAGUAGAAAGUAAAACUCGCUAGGAGAACGAAAUAUCGAUUUAUUCCGUAAUCGUUGGGUGAAAAAUCGAUUGUCGCGAAAAUCGCCGGAUAUCCGAGAUAUAAACACUGAAGGUUCACAGCAAGAUCUCGUGUAUGAGAUUUCUUUUCGAUGUUCAGAGCUAUCCCCGAGAGAUGGAUGCAACUUCAAAACGUUGGCAAACGAGGUGUCGGAAAUUUACGUUGUUUAUUAUUUUGUUUAUUGUUCCGUGAUACUGAGUGCCUUCAUACAUUUCUUUUUUUUUUACUCAUUGCUCUUGAAUAACACGAGCAUUUUGUAGAUUUACAAAUGACAAUUAAAUUUACACUAUAUUACGCAAAG